AUGCCGCCUACUCGUACUCGUCAAACCCGUCAGAGCUGCGACCGGUGCCACGCCCACAAACUGCGUUGUCCAAAACAGCCUGGCAACGCCAUUUGCAGCCGUUGCUCCAAGGCCGGAGCCGCAUGCGUGUAUAGCCCCGUGGGCACGCUGCCGGCCUACCGGGACUUGGCUGCAGGACUGGGUGAUGAUGCCCUGCCCCUUUCAAACGGUGCGACGGACUUGGACUGGGGCAACUUUUCUUUCGAUGAGAUCUUGGGCUUCUCGUCUGUUCAGCCUUGCGAUUCAGCGUCAUCUCGCCCUGAUCAAGCACCACUAACACAAGCCCCGGCUAAUCCUCGAUCCCAAUGCUUUGAAGAGCUUUCUUCUAUUACGGCCACUCUAGAUAGAGCCACGAGGGGCCUUCCCCCUAUUGACAAGUUCCACGUCCCUGGCCCCGAUUCCAAAAACUACUGUCUCGAGAUAUCCCAACAGUACAGUCACAAAGAGUCUCUCGAGCUCCUACUGGCCGAGACCCAAAAGCUGGUCGAUGUAUAUCCCAAAGCCGUACAAUAUGCUCUGGAACAGCGCCCAAGCCCCGACUGCAGUGUGCCAAACUGCAUACACACCUACAACUCCAUCACCAGUCUCCCAGACGAGCCCUUUGCAAACUCGGCGCAGCUGACAUCAAAGAUCGACUAUCCGCUACUAAACCUCCUUCUCUGCUGCCAUUACCGAUGUGCCGAUGUCAUGGAACUCGUCCUCUGCCACGUCCAGCUGUGUCUCAGGUUCCUCGCCGCGGCCAUGCAGCAGGAUGUCCAGCCUCACGAGUUUGACGUUCCAGAGCUCAAAAUUGGCUCAUUCACUCCGUCACGGCGAUCGUCGCCUUCCAUCAUCAUGGCGAUUCUGGUCGAUCUCCAGUCCUCCCUGGCCAGCUGUGUCCCGCGACUCAGCUCAGCGCUGAAUGAGAGGGAAGGGGAUUGUGGCAAGGAAGGCCGCAUACUUUUGCUUCAAUGCGAGCUACUUGCAGAGAGAGCAGAUUCCAUUGUAGACCGUCUGAAGAAGCUGAGAGAUACUCUCAGCAAUGCAGGGCUUCUUGCGUAG
Molecule: messenger RNA, 1080 nt
Organism: Colletotrichum paranaense
Lineage: Eukaryota; Fungi; Ascomycota; Sordariomycetes; Glomerellales; Glomerellaceae
Exons: 1
Coding region: 1-1080 (359 amino acids)
Biological process (GO): regulation of DNA-templated transcription
Molecular function (GO): zinc ion binding; DNA-binding transcription factor activity, RNA polymerase II-specific
Source: RefSeq, a predicted model, not a curated record